Dipodomys ordii (Ord's kangaroo rat) is the source of this 2600-nucleotide messenger RNA. Its product is annotated as zinc finger protein 558-like. Gene Ontology annotation, biological process: regulation of transcription by RNA polymerase II. Gene Ontology annotation, cellular component: nucleus. The record is from RefSeq and is a predicted model, not a curated record. The coding region runs from base 348 to 1556 and encodes 402 amino acids. The transcript is spliced from 8 exons. Gene Ontology annotation, molecular function: RNA polymerase II transcription regulatory region sequence-specific DNA binding; DNA-binding transcription factor activity, RNA polymerase II-specific. Lineage: Eukaryota; Metazoa; Chordata; Mammalia; Rodentia; Heteromyidae.
CCGCCGCCCGUCAUCACCUUCCCCGCCUACCCUCGAGUCCCCCAACGUCUCCCCGCGACUGACAGCCAGAGCCGGAAGUUGACAGCGGGGAGAGCCGCCCACGGCUGGCAGCGGAAGUGCGGGGCGGUCGGCGGACAGCCCUGUGGUGCCCAGAGCGGGUGGGCGCGCCGCGAGCCCCGGGUGGACCCGGACGCGGUCAAGGAGCGCAUCAUGCAAGCUCAGAUUUGUGUUGAAGCCAGGGCUCACUGAUCUAAGUUUCAUGUGUCCAGGGGUGCCCCUGGGGGUCUCAGGACGUCUUCCCUCCACCUCUGCCCUGUGGUCAGUAGCUCUGCCAUCGGAGUCACAAGAUGACAGCCGCAGUCCUGCUCCCAACUUGUGCUCAGCCUCACCUAUACCUGGCCUCUCUCCAGAAAGAAGGCCCAGGGAAGGAGAGGCUGGCCAGCGAGGUCCUCAUGGGCUGGACACGGGACCUUGUGACCUUCAAGGAUGUGGCUGUGGAGUUCAGCCAGGAGGAGUGGGCCCUGCUGGACACUUGGCAGAGGACGCUGUACAGUGAGGUGACGCUGGAGAAUUGCCGCAACCUGGUCUCUCUGGGGUGCCAUGUUGAUGUGCCCAGCCUGGCUGCCCAAUUGGAACUCUGUCCCCAGGUGGGGACAGAGGAGAGUGGAGUUGUCCAAGACACCUGUGCAGAGUUGGAGCAUGCCCUUCAAGCCAAAUGGCUAAGUCCUGAAAAGCAUGUUUUUAGAAGACAGCAGUCUAAACAUGGGAAAACAGACAGCGGCCAUGGCAGGGCGAACGUCAACGAAUGCAGCCAGUGUUUUAAGGUGUUCAGCACCAAGUCCAACCUGACCCAGCACCAGCGGACCCACACGGGCGAGAAGCCGUACGGCUGCACCGAGUGCGGCAAGGCCUUCAGCAGCCGCUCGUACCUGACCAUCCACCGGCGGAUCCACAACGGGGAGAAGCCGUUCGCCUGCCGCCACUGCGGCAAGGCCUUCAGCGACCCGUCGUCGCUGCGGCUGCACGUGCGCAUCCACACCGGGGAGAAGCCCUACGCCUGCGGCCAGUGCUCCCACGUCUUCCGCACCAGCUGCAACCUCAAGAGCCACACGCGCACGCACGGCGGGGAGAGCCACCACGAGUGCCGCCAGUGCGGCAAGGCCUUCAGCACGCGGUCCUCGCUGACCGGCCACCGCAGCGUGCACACCGGCGAGAAGCCCUUCGCCUGCGGCCUCUGCGGCAAAACCUUCCGCAAGAGCUCGUACCUGACGCAGCACGCGCGCACGCACACUGGGGAGAAGCCCUACGCAUGCGCGCACUGCGGCAAGGCCUUCAGCAGCAGUUUCUCACUGACGGUGCACAAGCGCACGCACACCGGGGAGAAGCCCUACGCAUGCGCCGACUGCGGCAAGGCCUUCAACAACCUCUCGGCGGUCAAGAAGCACGUGCGCACGCACACUGGGGAAAAGCCCUACGCAUGCGCACACUGCGGCAAGGCCUUCACCAGCAACUCCUACCUCUCCGUGCACCAGCGGCUGCAUAGCCAGUGGACCUGACCCGUCCUCCCCCCACCCCCACGCAAACACGUACGGGCUCGCGCUGAGCGCGGGCACUCAGGGAGGCGUCAGCCAAAGCUCCAGGUCUCCCGGGAGGCGGCCAUGGCAGGGAGGCCACUGAGGAAGCUGCCGCCGCCUCCUUCAUGAGAAGGCAGUUCAUAGCGCUGUCCCCCAAGCCCAGUCUUGACGUAGCCGGAGGCCACCCACAGGACGAAAGCUUCCGGGAAACACAGCGUCAACGUGAUGACAUCAAGCCCCCAGCCGCCCGCAUCCGGGAAACAUGCCGUGACCAUGAUGGCGUCAAGCCCUCAGCCGGCUUCCUCCUUUGAACCCAUAGAAGUGCCCUGCAUUCGCUCUGAGGGACCUUGCGUCAUCUCUAUAUACAGAGCUUCAUCUCGAGGUCACCCUGAUGGGCCCAGACGACGCGGCAUAGGAGCCCUGGGACCCAGAGGACAUCAGGAGAGCCUUCCGGGCCGGGGCCCGACGGCGGCCCACCCCCAGCGGGGGCUGGGGACGCAGGCGACCCCCACAGACCCCACAGCACGCCCAGCCUUCCGGGGUGCACCGUGAGACUACAGGGACUACAGGAAGGCUUCGCGUGUCCCCCCGCUUGCAGAGACCCCCGAGCAUCCAUUCUAGAGGGAAAUCCCAAAGCCUUCGGUUGUCACCAUCGGGGAAACUUGGGAAGGUGAAACAAGGAAAGGCUUCCGCGAUGCCCUUUAACAUUGGGGAAAGUAGGAACGUUUUCCUGGAGGCCAAACCCCCAAGUGUGCUAAUGGGGGGCGUUUUCCUGCAUGAGUUUGCACACAAGCCAACGGGGGGGGGGGCUUCAGCCUCCCCCUUAAGUAAUGGUGGAGUAAGUGGGGGUGGAGCAGUCGUCACCAACUUUGAUCCGCAGGUUGAACCGGUAAAUCACCAAUUUCUAGUCUUUGCUUUUGUAAGAACAUUUAUGCAUUUAUGUCCAUGUCAUCUCCCCAAAGUAAGGCUCCUGUUAACAUCCCCACAAUUUUUAUUAUAAUUUGCUCUAAAGAGCAGUAACAUGGU